GCAGAAUGUGUUCACAAAACCAAUGUCUCUGGUUUUGAAGCUCGAAUUAAAGCUGGCUCUGAAAUAGAACAUCUUAACAUUGAUCAUAUGAUCAAAGGUAAACUUGUCAUUUUGAUCUCCUUGGGAAGCAUCAACAUAGGCCCUGGAGCCGGAGGUUACAAUAAAGACCCUUUUUCUGGAAGUUUCAGUAAGGCAAAUGGGGAUUUGCAUCAUACGGAUGCAGCUACUUUUUGUAAGAUGCGGAUCGCAGAAGGCAUGCUAACGGUUCACACAACUAAUGUCUGUGUGGAAGAAGCUCGAAUUAAUGCUGGCUCUGAAACUAAACAUCUUGAGAUUGAUCAUAUGAUCAAAGGUACAAAUGUCAAUAUGAUCUCUUUGGGAAGCAUCAACAUAGGCCCUGGAGCCGGCGGUUGCAAUAAAGGCUCUUUUUCUGCAAGUAUCAAUAAUGAUGGCACUAAAACAAAAUGUCUCAACAUUGAUCAUACGAUCAAAGGAAACAUCAAUGUAGGCCCUGGUGCUGGAGGUUGUAAGAAAGGCUUUCGGUCUGGAACUAUCAAUCAGAUGCCAACCGCAAAAGACCUCCCAACAAAUAAAAAAACCGAUGCCUCUAGGGAAGAAGCUCGGAUUAUUGUUGGCUCUAAAACAGAACAUCUCGACAUUGAUCAUAUGACCAAAGGUGAAAAUGUCAUUUUGAUCUCCUUAGGAAGCAUCAACAUAGGCCCUGGUGCUGGAGGUUACAAUGAAGGCCCUUUUUCUGGAAGUAUCAAUCAGGCCAAUGGGAAUUCGUGUCAUCCGAAUGUAGCCCCUCAUUAUAAGCUUGAAACUCUUUCUAAAAAACUUGUAUCAAGUGAAAGACAAAGAGAGAGCAGAGGACCAUAACAAGGGUUUAGGAAGAUUAGACUAAGCAAUGAAGUUGGAGAAAGUUCUAAGCAGGGAAACCAAAGAAAGGGCAAAGGAAAGGAGGCUUCUAAGAAAAAAAAUUAAACUUUUGGUUGGCUUAAAUGUGUUUUAACAGGUUUUUUUUGUUUAUGUGAAGCUAAGUUAUGGCAGGAAACUAGACUUCAUUUUAUGUGUACCUAAACUUUAUUUUAGGCACUUUUGGAUUGUCUUAUGUCUGGUUUGAAGUUUUCUUGUAUAGACAAACCAAACUUGGUUUUAUGCAAUUUUAGUAUUUAAGUGGGAAAGAAAGUGUUAUUUGUGCA
Molecule: messenger RNA, 1202 nt
Organism: Rubroshorea leprosula
Lineage: Eukaryota; Viridiplantae; Streptophyta; Magnoliopsida; Malvales; Dipterocarpaceae
Source: the annotation of a GenBank genome assembly